GGUCCACGUGUGUCACAUGACUCGUCAGAGCGGAAGUGAAGGACUGGGCCGCAGAGCGAAGGGAAAGCAGCAGCCUCAGGAUGCAGAGCACCACUAACUACCUGUGGCUGAUCUCAGACCUGCUGGGUCAGGGAGCCACGGCCAACGUCUACCGGGGUCGACACAAGAAAACCGGGGACCUGUACGCCGUCAAGGUUUUCAACAACCUGAGCUUCCUGCGGCCGCUGGACGUCCAGAUGAGGGAGUUUGAGGUUCUGAAGAAACUCAACCACAAGAACAUCGUGAAGCUCUUCGCGGUGGAGGAAGAGUCGAACACGCGGCACAAGGUGCUGGUGAUGGAGUACUGUCCCUGUGGAAGCCUCUACACCGUGCUGGAGGAGUCGUCCAACGCCUACGGGCUCCCGGAGGACGAGUUCCUCAUCGUCCUGCACGAUGUCGUGGCUGGUAUGAACCACCUGAGAGAAUACGGCAUCGUUCAUCGAGACAUCAAACCAGGAAACAUCAUGAGGGUGAUCGGAGAGGACGGCUGCUCCGUCUACAAGCUGACGGACUUCGGGGCGGCGAGGGAGCUGGAGGACGACGAGCAGUUUGUGUCUCUGUACGGGACCGAGGAAUAUCUGCAUCCCGACAUGUACGAGCGCGCCGUGCUGAGAAAAGACCACCAGAAGAAGUACGGAGCCACCGUGGAUCUGUGGAGCAUCGGCGUCACCUUCUACCACGCCGCCACCGGCAGCCUCCCGUUCCGGCCGUUCGAGGGGCCGCGCAGGAACAAGGAAGUGAUGUAUAAAAUCAUCACCGAGAAACCGUCCGGGACCAUCUCCGGUCACCAGAAGUCUGAGAACGGGAAGAUCGAGUGGAGCACGGAGAUGCCGGUGUCCUGCAGUCUGUCAAAGGGUCUGCAGAGCCUCCUGACUCCGGUUCUCGCCAACAUCCUGGAGGCCGAUCAGGAGAAGUGUUGGGGCUUCGACCAGUUCUUCGCGGAGACCAACGACAUCCUGCACAGAGCCGUGGUCUACGUGUUCAGUCUGCAGCAGGCCACGCUGCAUCGCGUCUACAUCCACGAAUACAACACGGCGGCGCUGUUCCAGGAGCUGAUGUCCCGCAGGACGAACAUCCCGCUCCACAACCAGGAGCUGCUGUACGAGGGACGCCACCUGGUCCUGGACCCAAACCGCCAGGCCAAGAACUUCCCCAAGACGUCCAGAGAAAACCCCAUCAUGCUCGUCAGCCGCGAGUCCGUCGCCACCGUGGGACUCAUCUUUGAAGAUCCGAGUCCUCCUAAAGUCCAGCCCCGCUACGACCUGGACCUGGACGCCAGCUACGCAAAGACGUUUGCAGGCGACGUGGGACACUUGUGGAAAACCUCCGAGUCUCUGCUGGUUUAUCAGGAGCUGGUGAGAAAAGGAGUUCGAGGUUUGAAUGAGCUGAUGAAGGAGGACUACAGUGAGAUCCAACACAAGAAGUCUGAGGUUUUCCAUCUUUGUAACUACUGCACAAAGAUACUGGAGAGAACUGAGCAGCUGUUCGAGGUGCUGAUGCAGGCAAACCUCCUGUCGUCAGAAUACGACGAGAUCUCAGACAUGCACAAGAAAAUCAUCAGAAUCUCUGGAACUUUGGAGCCGAUCGAACGAACGACACAAGACAUCAAGAGUAAGUUUGUCCCCGGAGGCCUCCUGACGGACAGCUGGACGCAGCAGGUGGGGACGCACCCCAAAGACAGGAAUGUGGAGAAAAUCAAAGUGCUGUUGGACGCCAUCACGGCGAUUUAUCACCAGUUCAAGAAGGACAAAGCAGAAAGACGUUUGCCGUACAACGAGGAGCAGAUCCACAAGUUUGAUAAACAGAAGCUGGUUCUUCAUGCGAGUAAAGCUCGUUCCCUGUUCACUGAAGAAUGUGCCAUGAAGUAUCGUCUGUUCAUCUCCAAGAGUGAAGAGUGGAUGAGGAAGGUUCAUCACGUGAGGAAGCAGCUGCUCACCCUGUCGGGUCAGCUGAUCAGCAUCGAGAAGGAGGUCACCAUGCUGAUGGAGCGAACCAUCAAGCUGCAGGAGCAGCUGCCUCAGAAGGUCCUUCCACUGGUUUCCAGUGGGAUGAAGCCUCAGGCCUACCUGAGUCAGAACACACUGGUGGAGAUGACGCUCGGGAUGAAGAAGCUGAAGGAGGAGAUGGAGGGCGUGGUCAAAGAGCUGGCAGAGAACAACCACUUCCUAGAGAGGUUCGGGACGUUGACGCUGGACGGAGGACUGAGAGGAUGAGCAGCUUCAACAGAUUCUGUCUUUAACUUGUAAAUAAAGUUGGACUGAGACAGAGAGUGUUUGGAUUGAACGAGCCUCUCGGACUCGUCUGUGACUCGUCUGUGACUCGUCUGUGACUCUGCUGCUUCACAAACAGCUCUGAUCAGCUCACCUGUCGGGAUGAGACGUGUCAAUCAAAUUCUGACCUGAAGGAAAUGAAGCUGUGAAACAGAAGCAUCACUCAAGAGCCCGGGACGUCCUGCUGGGACACAUGAGCACCUGAGACGUUCAUCUGUAACUACAAAUGAAUCAUUACAUUUGAAUGUAUUUUUAGUGUUUGGUGUGUUUUCAGGUGUUUCAUUAAUGAUUAUAUAACGAAGCAUGUAAUUGUAAUAAAUCUUUAAAAGAUAUAAAAUGCAGAAUAUAAUUGAAAAUACUUUCACUUACUACAGAUGACUAAUUAUCCCAUUGAAAAUGAUAAAUUACCUUUGGACUAAGUGACAUUUGAAUAUUUGACGUCAACAAGCUGAUACUAUUUGUUUUAUUAGUUUUUUUUUCUAUUUAAUUUCUUAUUUAUUGUUUGUUCAAAACAAUCAAUAAACAUUAUGGGAUAUUUUCUCUGGACAGUACUUACAUAACUACCAGUACCAGACAUUAAUUAGUUUGGUCGAUAAUCAUCAUUCAAAACGUUCAGCAACGCAAAAAAACCUGUAAAUAAAUAUAAAUCUGAACAUU
This is a messenger RNA of Platichthys flesus (European flounder), 2966 nucleotides long. It is a transcript of the gene tbk1, whose product is annotated as TANK-binding kinase 1. Gene Ontology annotation, molecular function: ATP binding; protein serine/threonine kinase activity. Lineage: Eukaryota; Metazoa; Chordata; Actinopteri; Pleuronectiformes; Pleuronectidae. The record is from RefSeq and is a predicted model, not a curated record. The transcript is spliced from 21 exons. Gene Ontology annotation, cellular component: cytoplasm. Gene Ontology annotation, biological process: peptidyl-serine phosphorylation. Bases 81 to 2252 code for a protein of 723 amino acids.